AUGCGUGUGCUCCGACCAAGUGAACCAAGUCCUCCACAAGCCAACUUCAGAACAGAUGACCCCACUGAUGGCACCAACACCAACCAACCUCCAAUCCAAAUGGCUCCGUUUACCCACUCGCACAUCAACUCGCCCACUUCGUCUUCACCUCAAAUCGCCUCUCAGCCUAUUCCCUCUCAAGAAGACGAAGAAGAAGAAAAAAAUUGA
Messenger RNA from Rodentolepis nana, 207 nucleotides. NCBI's taxonomy places the organism in Eukaryota, Metazoa, Platyhelminthes, Cestoda, Cyclophyllidea, Hymenolepididae. The record is from the annotation of a GenBank genome assembly.